CACAAAAGUUGAUCGAUCCUGCUGGCGUUCAGUGAAAAUUAAGAAAGGUUCAAUUAUAUCUGCAUAACUGAUUGCUCGGCUGCGGUUUUUCGGUGAAAAGAUUUGCCAAUUUUUGAUUUUUCAUCAAAUACAACACGCUUUGGUUGGAAUUUUCGUAAAGGAUGCGGUUUGCCUUCGGAGCAAAAAGGAGUGUACACACAUCGCGUUGAAGGUUACGCCGAACGCUGGUGGGAAAAGCAUGCAAAUAGUUUGGUAAACGGUCGAUCAUGAGUGAAUAACGUACAGAACAGAAAAGCAAUGGAAAGUGAAAAGUUACUGAUGGCCGCCGGUGUUACCGCGGCCGUUGUUGUGGGAGCAUUUGUGUUCUGGGGACCCUCAGGCUCGUCGAAGCUACGGCAGCGUCGCGGCCAGAUAGCGGGGUUGCAUAAUUUCGGAAAAACCUGCUUCUUGAACACGCUGCUGCAGGCGCUCGCCGCCUGCCCCCAGUUCAUCGCCUGGCUGCAGCUGCACAACACCAAAGAUAAGAAAAGUCUCGUCUCGUCGUUGCAGAACGUGCUGGAGGUGGUCAAUGGCACGCAUCCGACACUGCGCGGCGACCCGUACGCUCCGGGUGCCGUCAUACGCGCCCUGCACGCCUUGGGCUGGGUGAUUUCACCCGAGGAGCACGAUGCCCACGAGCUGCUGCUGGUGAUGCUCAGCUCGCUCGAGGAGGAGGUCUCGAAGCCGCGCAAAAUUGGCUGCCUCUCGGAUGCGCUCGAUGAUAUAGGCGGUGCAGUACGGGGUCCUGCGGGUGAUGGUAUUGGCGGGGGCGAUAUUUCUAGUGGUUUCCACCCGAUCCCGGCCCGACCUUCCAGCGCGAUGCUGUCCGACUUUUGCAACGCCGAGUACGACGAGUCGACGAUCCUGACGCGGUACACCCGCUCCGAAGCUCACACGCCCGACUCGCCGCACUCGGUGUGCACGGAAAACGAGGAGCAGUCCCAGGAUGGGUCGCUGCUCGAGUUCGGUGCGUCGCCGGCGCACACCAUCAGUGCGGCGUUCUCCGGCGGGGUCAGUCGGCGGUUCAUCGACGGCAGUCGGGUGGCCAUGCCGCCACCGCUGCGGCAGGCGGACGCCGAGGCGAGGGCUGAGCCCGGCGGUUUUGCCGGCAAGCGGCAUUCCGCCUCGUACCGCUCGCUUGAGCGCCUGAAUCGGGGGCCCGGUCGGGUGUCGGUGUGGGGUGACAAGCAGCACCAGCAGAUACCGCAUCCGUUCCGCGGCGGCAUGGGCAGCCAGCUGCAGUGCGGCGGCUGCGGCUACAAAUCCACCGUGCGGUACGACAAGUUCGACAGCAUCACGCUCCCGCUGCCCGAAACGGCCGCCCCCGGGCUCGGCAUCGGCAACCUGCUGUCCGAUUUCAUCCAGCCGGAAAUGCUCGACGCGGUGCAGUGCGAAUCGUGCCACGAGACGACGACGCACACGAAGACGAUCACGUUCAGCAAGCUGCCCGCCUGUCUCUGCAUUCACAUCGCCCGCACGACCUGGCUGGCGAGUGGGCGAGCGCACAAGCGCCUCGACAGCAUACACUUCCCGGAGACGCUCUCGAUGGCGCCGUACAGCUUCGUCCAGCCGGGGCUGAACAGCAACAUCAGCACGCCCUGGGGCUCGACUACCUCGCUCUACACGGCCGGCCUAGUUAACCUAGGGCAGACUGAGGGAGGCGACUGUGCAAGCAACGAGGGAGCGUCCGGCAGCUCCAUGACCUUCGGUUCGUACACGUUCGGCGCAAUGUUCCCGCGUAACCUGUACCGGCUGCUGGCAGUAAUCGUACACUCCGGGGAGGCUAACGCAGGCCACUUCGUCACCUAUCGCCGGGGUGCACUGCGGAAUUCGUACAAAUGGUACUACACGUCGGACACCGUGGUAAGGGAGGUUCCCAUCGAAGAGGUGCUGAACAGUUCCGCCUAUAUGCUUUUCUACGAUCGUGGAUCGUCGUCGAAGUACCCGUAAGGUACGUAGGCGUUGGUGUUGGCGUUGACGUUGGUGGCGAGAGAUACAGUGAGAGGGGCAUCGCUUGUUUUUUUUUAUAACUUUCCUUACUCAUUGCUUUGACCCGUGAUUGUGAUGUGUACAGUGCAGUUAGUUAAGUUAAGAAGGAAAUACUGUUUACCGUUAGAUACUACUUGAGAGACAUUUAAGAAUUGUUGUUCGUGCAUUUCGCCUUCUUUCCUAGUUUACCAUUACGAGGCGCUCCACAGCCACCACGUCUAGCCUGGUGGUAGAGCAGACUGUCGAAACCCAACCAGGCGCGAACAGCGACCGCUUGAUCAGGAGCUGAAGUCUAGUUGUGUAUUUGUGAACAGUUAUCGUAGACGUUUUCAUCCUGUUGCGGAGCGAUGGAGUAGCAAAGAGAGCUAACGCAACACCGCAACACGAAAUGCGGUGUGGUGGCAGCCCCGGUACUGGUAGCACAAAACGCUCUCAAGGUUGUAGCUUGUACGUGUUUUUAUGUAGAAUCAACUCGUCGUCGUACGGUGCGCUUUCCUCAUGAAGGCAGGAAGUCACGAUUUGCUCGGAAGGAAAGAAGCUGCCGCGCGGCGCCUUGACGCAGAACCACUUUCCCAAACGAAGUCCAAUACAGCGCGCACCGUUCGUAGCAUUGUGCAGCUUGUGCAACGCACCAGUCAGGUUGCACGUGUCGCUUUCUUGUCUACUAUUCGCUGCUAAAUAUACAUAUAUAUAUAUUUCUCUAACUAAUUCCAACUAGACGAGCGCGUUA
Messenger RNA from Anopheles coustani, 2758 nucleotides. It is a transcript of the gene Usp30, whose product is annotated as ubiquitin carboxyl-terminal hydrolase 30 homolog. Gene Ontology annotation, biological process: protein deubiquitination. Lineage: Eukaryota; Metazoa; Arthropoda; Insecta; Diptera; Culicidae. The coding region runs from base 298 to 1989 and encodes 563 amino acids. Gene Ontology annotation, molecular function: cysteine-type deubiquitinase activity; cysteine-type endopeptidase activity. The record is from RefSeq and is a predicted model, not a curated record. The transcript has 3 exons. Gene Ontology annotation, cellular component: cytosol; nucleus.